Molecule: messenger RNA, 1425 nt
Organism: Exophiala xenobiotica
Lineage: Eukaryota; Fungi; Ascomycota; Eurotiomycetes; Chaetothyriales; Herpotrichiellaceae
Exons: 10
Coding region: 1-1425 (474 amino acids)
Biological process (GO): transmembrane transport
Cellular component (GO): membrane
Molecular function (GO): transmembrane transporter activity
Source: RefSeq, a predicted model, not a curated record
AUGUCUCUUAAAGAUAAAGCGGGCACCCAUUGCGAGCAGGAGCACUGCCUCCAUGACGAUCCCAAGAUUAUCGAAGCAGCUGCUCCAGAGUAUGUCGAGGGCACGCCACAGGAGAAAAGGCUGGUCAGGAAGAUCGACAUGCAUCUCAUUCCAAUCUUGUGGGCUAUGUACGUCUUCAACUAUCUCGACCGAACCAACAUUGGUAAUGCCAAAGUUGGAGGAAUGGAAAAGGACCUCUCAUUGAGCUCCUCCGACUACUCCCUGAUUCUCUCCAUCUUCUUCGUCGCGUAUUUGUUGUUCGAACCCCCUGCUGUCAUGGUCUUGGCUAGAACGAAGCCAAGUAUUUUCUUGCCCUCGAUCAUGGUUGCUUGGGGAGCUGUCUCGGUCGCCAUCAAGGGUAUUGAUAGCCUUGGCAGUAUGAUCGCUUUCCGCGUCGCUCUUGGUUUCCUCGAGGCCGGGUUCUUUCCCGGGGUGAUGCUCGUGCUUUCUUGCUGGUACAAGCCUUCAGAGCUAUCGAAACGAAUCGCGGUGUUUUAUACCGCCACGAUUUUGGCCGGCGCCUUUGGAGGCCUACUCGCUGGCGGGAUCAUUGAUGGAAUGGAAGGUGUUGGAGGUGUGCGUGGGUGGAAGUGGCUGUUUAUCAUCGAAGGCCUGGGAACGGUCGUCGUCGGCGUCGCCGCGUUUCUCCUCCUGCCAGAUUAUCCCACCAACACCAAGUGGCUUUCCGAGCAAGAAAGGAGGCUAGCCACCACACGCUUGGUCAUUAGAGAAGAUCUGGACAAAAAGAUGCAUUACAAGAAGGCCAUACUUCUGUCGCUAAAAGACUGGAAGUUGUGGCUGUUCAUGCUCUCACUGAACACUAUCUUGGCUUCGGGCACGGUCUCGUAUUUCUUUCCAACUCUCAUGGGGGCUUUGGGCUACAAGGGCCGCAUGGUACAAUUCAUGACCGUACCUAUUUACGCCGUGACUUUGGUUAUCAACCUGCUCAUGGGCUUUUCCGCCGACUAUACCGGACAGAAAGCAUACCACGUCCUCGGUUGCUCCACCCUUGCCGUUAUCUCGUUCAUAAUUUGCGCGGCGAGCAAGAAUUUCGCCAUCCGCUAUGCUUUCAUCUGUUUUGGAUUUGCUGGGGUGCAGAGCUGCGUGCCCUUACUGAUCAGCUGGGAAGUCACCAUGUUCCCAGGUCGAGAGCGACGUGCUUUCUCGGUGCCGCUCAUCAAUGGCUUCGGUAACCUGGCCUCCGUUUAUGGGCCUUUCAUCUGGCCCGCCCAUGACGCACCCCGAUACAUUAUGGGAUUUGCCGUGAUGACCAUGUUCAUGUUCAUUGCAGGCUCCAUUGCGCUAGUCAUUAAGAAGAUCUGGGACGACAAGGGUCUCGAGAGAAUCGACUACGAAGCGCAGGAGAGUGAACAGCAGAAUAAGUGA